AUGACCUCGCUUGGAAUCCAGUCCAGUUUAAAGUUUUGCGCGGCGUGUCAUCAGCCCAUUCUGGACCAAUACCUAUUAAACGUGCUUGACCAGAACUGGCACCCCAACUGUCUACGCUGUGUGGACUGUAAAGAGCCUCAAGACGAGAGUUGUUUCUACAAAGACGACAUGAUACUAUGCAGGGGAGAUUUUACUCGGUAAGGAAAUUAUAUUUUUAAGACUUGGUUUUGGUUGAAAGAGACAUGUAUAUAGGUAUGGACAGGGUUUUCAUAGACUGAAUUAGGAAUAGACAUGGCUUUCAUACAGUAAAUUAGAUACAGUCAGGGAUUUUAGACACCUAGAUAGGUAUAGCCAGGGCUUUUAGAGACCAAAAGAACUUAGAGAAUGGUGUAGAAAGGACCUUUAUUAAAUUAAAUAGGUACAGACAAAGUUACAGUUUGUAUACUUGGUCGGAGGGGUAAACAAUUAGGGGGGGGGUUUUAAAUUUUUUAAAAAUAAUUAUGGAGGGAAAGCUGAAGCAACGUUUAGAUUUUUUAAUAUAAUUAGGUAGAGGGAGAGGUUAAAAAGUAUAAAACCCUAAUAAAACAUAAAUUUUCAGAAGAUACGGAAUCCGCUGUGCUGGAUGCAAUAUGAUAAUAGAAAGAGAAGAGUUGGUUCGAAAAGCCCGAAAUCAAGUAUUUCAUUGCCAAUGCUUUUGUUGUUCAGUAUGUCAACGAGUACUGGAUACUGGAGAGCGGGUACGUUUUUUUUAAAAUUAAAUUAAAUUUUGAAUAAGAAGUAGCGGUAUACCGCGGUAAUUUAGCCCUGCAAUACCCUAGCCUUACAUAAGAUUUAGCCUUUGUGCUUGAACAACCCUCAAACUAGCUCUGACUGCCCACUCCUAGCUCUGGUCUGCCUUGUCCUACCCUACCCUAGCGCAAACUUAGCUCUGCCGUAUCCCUACCCUAGCGCAAUCCUAGCGCAAUCCUAGCCCUGCUCUAUAUCUUCCCUAGCCUAACUGAGCUCUAGCUUUGCCCUAGCCAAGCCAAGCCCAGAUUUAGCCCUGCCUUAGCCCUGUCCUACCAUACCUUAUUUUAUCUUACUUACCCUGCGCCAUUUUUUUCCCUUUCACUUGCGCCACCCCUCUUAUUAUUACCCUCUUCUAUCUUAUAAAAUCCAAAUCAAGCCCCCCCCCCUCUUUUUAAAAACCUUUUUUGACGUAGAUCCCUUUGUCCUAUCUGGUUACCUUCAUUUGCAUGUUCUAGAAUUCAGAAUCCGACUUCUCUAUUCAUCUUCGUCUGUUUGUCUUUUUUUAUUUAAAUUUGGUUCCGGCUCGAAAAAAAAUAUCCGCGCGGAUUGAUAAAUUGACCAGUUGGUUUAUGUCGGCGGCUUUCACUACAUAUCUAUGAUGUCUUGCGCUUUCAAAGCCUACUGUAGCUUGGAUAUGGAAAAAAUUUGAAAUUUUGAGAAAUUUUAAAGUAUUAGGUUGUUAAAAUAAUUCUGUGCCCCAUAACCUCGAAAAUUUGCUUUGAGAGUUUGAGAGGAGCACAGGAUUAUUUGAACAUACUAAUAUAUUUGUCAAAGGUCUAAAAAGUUUUGUCGUUUUUCAAUGUGCAAGACACUGUUAAAAAACGACAAGGGGCACAUAAUUAUUUGAACCUACUAAAACCAAAUACAAAAAGCAAAAAUAUAAAAUACGAAUGCACAUUAAGGUAAAAUAAACAAUUUUUGGUCGCCGUACGUUCCCUUGCUCGUCUAUGCCCUGGGGCAUCAGUUUUGACAGCGAAGGGAGUGUCAGAAUGUCAUAACACGAGAUGACAAUGUUUGUCACAAAAAGUGAAACAGUAUGGUAAAAAAGGGAACACAUUGGCACACUUUUCUAGAUUUUGCGACAUUUAACAGCAGUUUUUGUACAGAAAGCGCUAAAAAUUAUAUUACGCUCGACCAAACGGCAUGGAUAAUAUAAUUUAAAGCAAAAAUUAAAAAAAUAAAGAGUUGGCAAAAAGAUACCGAAAAACACUGUAAAAACUAGCAAAAUCAGCAUAAGUUGCGUAAUAACUUUUUAGUCCAGCCGGCCUUUUUGAUACAUUUUCGUCGGCCGACGUCCGCCGGGAAUCGAAUUUGAUAUCGGAUAUGGAGACGUCAAUCCAAGAGAUCUUUGACAGCUCGCACGACUACUCAGUCGUUUUCUUCACUCACUUAACAAUUCAUAAAAACAAUAAAAGCGAAAGUUACAGUAGUGCGUUCGACGUGUGUAACAUAGUAGGGAGAUUGAAAGUCUAGGACAAUAUUUAAUGGGAUUUUUACGAAAAAUGGGUUAUAAGAUUAAAAAAUAGGUUGCAUUGUAUAAUAUAAAGGUUUCUAUAUUAGUGUAAGAAAUUGCAAAAAAUAAAAGAAAAUGCGCAUUUCAUGUUUUCGUUGCGGGACCCAACUCAAAGCAAGAUGUAACUAAAAAAAUCUUGAUUUUAGGCUUUUUUUAGUGUCAUAGUAAAUUUCUACAACGUAUGUUCUUUAAAAACUAAUGCCUUAGUUACUUUAUCAAAAGUUACAUCGACUUUUACUAUCAACUCUCACUUUACAGUACGGCAAAAUGUACUGGUCCUCCGAAUUCCCCAAGGGCAUAAGUUUUGGGGACUUGAAAAAGUCGCUCGUAAAUCAUAAAAAUGUCAAAAAACGAACCGUCGAACACUUUCGGAACGUCGAAAACACUAUUCCUACCAUGACAUACGACCCCCGACCAUCUAUAACCAAUUAAAGUUAAAUUUACUGCGUUCGAAAAAAGUUUGAAGAAUUGUAAAGUUGGGUUUUACAUUACCAAAUAUAGCAGAAUCUAUAUAAGAUUGUUAAAAGCAUGAAGAUUGAAAAUUCUCCAAAAAUCAGGUUUUCGUGGUGGGACCUAAAAAUGUUUUAAAAAUUGAAAAGUUAAAAAUUUGAAAAACAAUAUGCCUUUCUAACACAAUAUGAUGACAAAAAACACAUUUUCAGUUAUACAUAGUGGAUGGCAAGAACUUUGUGUGCAAAAACGACUAUACCCCCAGUAAGAUCCUCGGUACCACAAUGACAAAUCGAUCAUCCAAUGACGAAUGUAGCUCAGAUGAAGAGGUCGAUGACCACAGUGAUGAUCACGGUAAGCUAACACAACUUUUUCAAUCUGAGCUUUUCAAAAAGUUUAGUUGA
Molecule: messenger RNA, 3156 nt
Organism: Bursaphelenchus okinawaensis
Lineage: Eukaryota; Metazoa; Nematoda; Chromadorea; Rhabditida; Aphelenchoididae
Source: the annotation of a GenBank genome assembly